Messenger RNA from Seminavis robusta, 303 nucleotides. NCBI's taxonomy places the organism in Eukaryota, Bacillariophyta, Bacillariophyceae, Naviculales, Naviculaceae. The record is from the annotation of a GenBank genome assembly.
AUGUAUCACGUAUUGGCUCCCUUUGUGCUGCCCGAGAAGAAAGUAGAAGAGGACGACGACGACGACACAAUGUCCAACGAAGACGAGGUGAACCAAGGAGUCGUUGAAGAGCCACGCUUGCCCAAGACCUACAGGGGCAGAGGGGGCAAGUGGGCCUGUGAGAAUUGCAUGAAAGUUACUGAAUUGCCCAAGGGAAGCUUUACAUGGGACUGUGAAGGCUGUGAGAAGAAAAAUUUUACCCAUCCCCUCAACGAGUGUCCGCUGGAAAAAGCCAGGAGGUAUUUUGUGCGGUCCAAGCGCUAG